Fusarium oxysporum Fo47 is the source of this 519-nucleotide messenger RNA. RefSeq lists its product as uncharacterized. The record is from RefSeq and is a predicted model, not a curated record. The transcript has 3 exons. NCBI's taxonomy places the organism in Eukaryota, Fungi, Ascomycota, Sordariomycetes, Hypocreales, Nectriaceae. The coding region runs from base 1 to 519 and encodes 172 amino acids.
AUGAGCAUAAGUGGCUCAGCAGUGACCUCGUCAAGACCCUCGCGGAACGUCAAGGGUUGGGAUGAAACGCAGCAAGCUCAUGGGAUCGAUCGUGCCACACUCAUGAAGCACAUCUCGUGCACAUUGGUUCCCUCUGCAAAGGUUUUACGGGUUGUUCUCGGAAUGGGUGCCGGUCUCUGGAACUGGGGGCGUCGGGCGUCGGGACCUGCGCUCUGGCUUCACAACCUUCCCAAAAGAGAGAAUUGCAGCUUCAUCUUGACCAUGGUGUCGGGAUGCGGUGGCUAUGCAGCUCUCGUCACCGCUAUCAUCAUCAGGCAUAUUGACGGUCUCAUUCUCAUCGUCACCCAGACAAUGGCCUCCACGAUACUCGCAUUCCUAUUAUCUACCGGCUCCGCGAUCGACUUGACCUCCUAUGCAUCUUCCUCGAUCUCUUCCUUGUUUUCCCAACUGACCGAGCGCACCGUCAACAGACAAACUCCCUCCACAAAACCUCCCGGACAUACCAGCGACUUCCCUUGA